Messenger RNA from Scutellospora calospora, 128 nucleotides. Lineage: Eukaryota; Fungi; Glomeromycota; Glomeromycetes; Diversisporales; Gigasporaceae. The record is from the annotation of a GenBank genome assembly.
UGAUUCAAUUUAAGGUUCAACCACAAUCACAACAGUCUCCGCUUCCACAACCAGGACCGCCACCGCCAUCAACACGUUUCAAGAGGUCAAAAGAUUUAACUACAAAUGAAAAUAUUAUUAGAAUUUGA